AUGGAUGAGGAAGAAUUACUGCUGGAAACACCGAGCACAUUUGACGUUAGUAACCUAAGUGAACUGGAUGAAUCGGCAAUUUUGGGUGAUGACGAUAUUCAGGAGGAAGGAAGCAUAAAAGACGAAAUUGUGGAACAUCAUGAAGAAACCGAAGAACUUGAUUAUGACGAAGAUUUGGAAGCCGAGAAAGCGCCACGUUCAUCUAAGUUUACUUCUGAGCGGGCACUAAUGCAGAGGCGUUCAUUACUGAAUGAAGCAUCGGCUAAAAGGGAAGAUCAAAAUCGGAGUGCCCCAACAAACAAUAUUUCAGCCGGCAAAUCGGUUGAACCGAUAAAUUUGGAGGAAAUCUCAUCUCCAGCAUCUCAAGUACAAUCGAUGAACAAUACAAUAAAAGGCACAACUCGUGCACCGAAAGUUUUCAUCAAUCCUCAUCACAGGGGCGUUAUCAGACCACAAGGAUCAGCAUCACACACCUUGCCACUGCCAUGGGAAACGGCAGUCAGAGUUCCUAAUGUACCGGGCUUACGACAUCCGGCAACUCUUCCACUACCGAAUAGCGUCGCAAUAUUACCACAAGUGUCACAUUCUGUUCCUUUUCCUAUUGUUCCAUCAUCAUCCGCGGAUUUUUCGCGCCCACCACCGCAAAUAGUGCCACUUCCGAAUUAUUCAACACCACCUCCAUCUGUUUAUCCUAAUCAAUUUGUGGCAGAAUCUCAUGGCUUGAUCCCAUCCGUUGGACAGUGGGAUCAAAUGGUGGAAGGCUUUUUGCGUCGUACAACAGCUCGUAGCAGAUCUCGCUUCUCACGUUCACCACGUUCUUCUUCUUCUUCACGUUCAAGAUCGCGUUCGUAUUCAUCGCAUUCCUCAAGUUCUACCAUCUCUUCGCGUUCCUCAUCACGUUCACCUUACCGCCGAGUUCAUUCACACAGUCACCGUUCAUCUUCACGUCGUCCGCCUAAUUAUCGUUCAAGGAAUGAAGUGAUACGUCGACGUCCCGGAGACCAUUUGAGGCAGUCUGGUGAUGGUCGCAGAGAAUCAGCAUAUCAUUCUGAUCGUACUAGAAGUCGUGCAAAUGAUGUAGCGAAGCAGGAAAAGACUAUUGAGUGUGCGAAAGCGAUUGGUUUAGAUAGUGAAUAUUUGACAAAGCUGGAGGAGCAGAAGAAAAUGCGGGAAGUGAUUUUACGAAAAAAAGAAGAACGACGCAUUCAAACCGUUCAACGUCUUGGAGGACCAAUUUCUAUAUCCGAUCAGAAAUCUGUUCGACAAUUGGAUCGUACCGGUAAUUUUAGUGAACGACGAAAUCAGCGCAGUCGAAGAAUGGAUGAAGAGCAUUCCAGUAGACGGAAAUUUGAUACUAAGACACGAAAAAGUAGUGGAAUUCGAAACGGCAGAAAGGAGCCUUCGACUGGCACAAGCAGUGAAGUUCCACGAGAAAUCGUCAAUAGUGGUCGACUGGAAGCAUUAGUUAGUGCGGAAAAGGCUAUAGAUACUAAUAGUAGUAUCAUACAAAAGAUAGAACCGGCAACAACAGGAAAUGUACCCAAUAUAGAACAAACAGCAGCAGGAGCUUCUGCUGCUGCAACAGCUGCAGUCACAUCAAUUCGUCGUGCCAAACGAGAAAACGAACAGAAUCCGGAACGAUCACGGAAGAAAAAGGCUUAUUUGGCUGUUGUUGUAAACUCAUUGAAUCAGGCUCCAAUCAAUGUGGACAAAAUAAAGAUCAUUGCAGAGACUGUUGGGCGCACUAAGAAAGUGUGGCGAUCUUCGGAGAAUACGGUGUCGCUUAUUUUUGAGGAACAUGAGAGCGCGAAGAAAUUUAUGUUUCAUUAUCACAAUCGAGUAAUCCAUGGUGUACAACUUGCUGUAACGCUGCAGAAACUGUUCGCUAAUUUGACGGAACUUCCAUGA
Cercopithifilaria johnstoni is the source of this 1908-nucleotide messenger RNA. NCBI's taxonomy places the organism in Eukaryota, Metazoa, Nematoda, Chromadorea, Rhabditida, Onchocercidae. The record is from the annotation of a GenBank genome assembly.